Molecule: messenger RNA, 1112 nt
Organism: Acyrthosiphon pisum (pea aphid)
Lineage: Eukaryota; Metazoa; Arthropoda; Insecta; Hemiptera; Aphididae
Exons: 7
Coding region: 204-1067 (287 amino acids)
Source: RefSeq, a predicted model, not a curated record
AAAUUACUUAAAAUAUUAUAGAUAAACAUUCGAGUAUAGAUGAUAUUAAUGUUAGUCCAUUACAAGUAUCCAAUACAAUUACAAAUGAAUUUCAAAAUUUGAGCUCAAGCUUUAAGAGUACUCCUAAAGAAAAUAUUGAAUCCUUUACUGCCAGAUUUACUAGUCCAGCCUAUUCUAGUUAUGAACAAAAUAAUUCAGAUUCAAUGAGUUAUCCUAAAGAAACUCAUUCUACAAUUGAACCAUAUGAUGAUAUUUUAUUGACGCCAGCUGAGUAUACAUCUUUAAAUAAUGUAUUCCAAGAAAAUUCUGUUAAUAAAGAAGGUGGCAUUAAUGAAAUAGCUGAAUUUAUAUGCAACUCUGGUGAUGAAUGCAAUUUUAUGAUUGACAAUGAUGUAAUUAAAAAUGUUGAAAAUUCAACUAGUUGUAGUUUAACUGAAAGUGUAAACAUAAAUGAUAACUAUUGUUGCAAAAAUUUGUUAGCCAUUAAAUCAUUGAUAGAAAAAAAUGAAAAGACAACAAAAUCUAUGUUAAAACAGAUCUUGAUACAAUUACACAUGACAAAUACCUCAAACACUAAAAUAGUGAAUGCCAUAAAAAAUUUGGACCAAAAAGUACAAAUUAUUAUGAAAUUGGAUUCUAGAAUGAAAUCUUUAGCUCUACCUAUUCCCACAUUACCCACUGCUUUCAUUAAUUUACUACCGGCAAAAUCCAUUGAAGAAGUAGAUUUACUAGAAUCUCUUUUAUCAGAUGAGGCUGAUGGGUUAAAGAAUCAAGAAGAAUUAAAAACUUAUGUUUAUAUGAAAGUUGGAAGUAUUAAUUCCUUUAGUGCAGCAAUACGACAAGCAAUUGACACAUGCUUCAUUUAUAAAAUAUUAUCUGCCUUCACUCAUAAAGGGAAAACAAAACGAAGUUUUGUUAAUUUAAAAUUAUUCUCCAUCAUUUAUGAAGCUUUGUCUGGUUUUCGAACUGAUCCACAGAAAGAAAUUACAUUCCACAAUGUUACAGACAAUUACAUUAGACAUUCUGGCUUUCUAGUCUCAAAAGAAAUAUCAUCUUCAGUGUUGUAAUUAUUAUUAAGAAAAUAAUUACCUUUAUGAAUCGUAUAAAAAAGU